AUGGGGAAUCCAGUCGUGUGUCUCACUUGCUACGGUCGACUUGUAGAGUCGGUCGCAGAAGUAUGACCACAUGAAAAAGGUCUUUGUUACAGUUUGUAUAUGUUAGAACAUCAUCAAAAGUUUAGGGUAUCAAUCAACGAGCUUCAUAUCGAGCGGAGAAAUGCCAAAAAUCAUUUCUCUGAUAUUGCUGGCCACAGCUGGAACGGUGUUGAUGAGUGAAUUGAAGUGGAUGACUGGCACAACAACACAAGUGACGAAAAGAAGCGGAACUGUGACGGAUUUAGCCAGCAUCUACGACAAGGCGACUAAACAUCAUCCAGCGAUUGGCAACAAACGUCGCCAUCACACUGGCCGGCUUCAUGCCAACGGAUGGACCACUCGGUCCGCGGCGGAUCAACAUCCGGUAGACACUGCGUUUCUUUCAUCUUCGACGCCAUCGAGUGUAGCAACUGAACAAGAAGUAGACCAUAUUUUUCAUCACCAGAGAAACAAUAAACACGAUGCCAACGUCACGGCUUCAGCGCAACCACAACAAACAACGCCACAUCCUUAUAACGGACGGCACGUUUGCACGCACGAAGAGACGAUAACACGACCGAUCAGAGUGGUGGAAUCCUAUUGCAAACCAGCCUAUAAAUCGUUCACUCAACGUUGUAGCAACGGCACUAUGUGCACGGCCUUCAGGGUGCAGUACGACACGAUCUACAGACAAGUUGUCAAGUACCAGACCACCACGGAGAAAAAGCACGCGUGCUGUCCCGGAUGGACCCACGCGGCCAAACACACCCACGGAUGCUUACAAGCUGUGUGUAACAAAGGAUGCAAGAAUGGCGGCACUUGCGUCAAACCCAACGUCUGCACGUGCGCUCCGGGAUACACUGGCCCGUCUUGCGAGUCAGACCUCGAUGAAUGUGCAGCACCAGGCAACAACGUUUGCCAGCAAACGUGUAUCAACUCCGCCGGAAGUUAUCAAUGCGCCUGUCACGAGGGUUUCCAGCUGCAAGACGACGGUAGAUCCUGCAAAUUUCGAUUGGAAUUGAUUCCAGAGCUUCAAACACUUUUAACCAACUACGAGUCCAUGUCUAAACGAUUGGCCGUGCUGGAACAGGAACCCAGAUUCAACAAUAGCGUGAGUCCACCGAUUCCUACCGCACCGCAGGUAGACAUUGUUGACUAUCAGUCAACCAUAGCCAAUAUGACAGAUCAUAUUUUCUUAUUGGAAGAAAAGCUGAACAAACUGCAAAAUGAGACGACUUUGCUGAUUGCUAACAGCAGUAAUCGCGUGGAAUCCAGUGAAUCCUCAAACAGUGAUUUCGAAUCAUUGAGCGCACAGAUAUCCAUUCUCGAGGAACGAUUGGCCGACUGUACAUGCACAAUGACCCCAUCCGUUAAUGCAGUCAAGAUGCGCCCUUAGCCAACUUUGCGCCGUCCAACUUUCCCAACUAUCUUGCCACCGAGCGGAUCGUCACUUCCUUAAAAGUCCAAUACAUUAAAAGAAACACGAUUCGAACCAAGCCGAACUUCCAUCCCCUUAUUUUUUCGCAUCAUCACAUCCAAGCCACUGACUGCCACGUGACGUGACUGUUUUUUUCUUGUUUUUUUUUUCAAUCGUUUUUGUUUUCGAAUUCUGGAAGUUAACUGGAAAUAUAUAGACACGCUAUCAUCGGA
Messenger RNA from Daphnia carinata, 1668 nucleotides. RefSeq names its product epidermal growth factor-like protein 7. Gene Ontology annotation, biological process: anatomical structure development. Gene Ontology annotation, cellular component: cell surface; extracellular region. NCBI's taxonomy places the organism in Eukaryota, Metazoa, Arthropoda, Branchiopoda, Diplostraca, Daphniidae. The coding region runs from base 161 to 1414 and encodes 417 amino acids. The transcript is spliced from 9 exons. The record is from RefSeq and is a predicted model, not a curated record. Gene Ontology annotation, molecular function: calcium ion binding; signaling receptor binding.